AAUGACGUCACCUAGUAACCCCAGUUACUCUGCGAUGUAGAAUAGCUAUAUCCGCACUGGAUCAAUAGAACCAAAACGGACGCAUAUUUAAAUAGGCUUUGUUACACCGCCUGGUGGUCGAUACAAGCAUCUAUGACCACAUUUCUCGUUGCCAAAUGAUACCUAUCAGCAAGAGGCGAGAUUAUAAGUUCUAACUUCCAUGUCUUAACUCCAACGACAGUGGAAGGAUGCUAUAUUGCCUCGCUAUGAAAUACUCCGAGUGAGAUAGGUUUUGAAUGCGGAACCGAACAUCGUUCUUUCACUGUCUCGCUGUUUCACGAAGCCCAGACCGAGAUUUGGCUCAGCAUAGUGAAUAUAUGUUAAUAUCGAUAUUGAAUAUUUCAGGGAGUGGAUUUUAGUAGAUAUUUCACCCUGGAUUUGAGUGUGAAGUAGGAAGACGGGGUCGACAUAGGGAUUUACAUCCCCCAUCAUUUUGGUGGAGGAGACACGUUAAUAUUGGGAUCUAAACAUAGUGGUGCAUUAUAAUUUUCAAACAUGGGCUGUACUAUGAGCCAGGAACAGCGGAUUGCCUACGAGCGAAGUAAGGCGAUCGAGAAAAAUCUGAAGGAAGAUGGAAUACAAGCGGCAAAGGAUAUAAAAUUACUUCUGUUGGGUGCGGGAGAAUCAGGAAAAAGCACCAUAGUUAAACAAAUGAAAAUUAUCCAUGAGGGAGGUUUUACUCCGGAGGAUAAUAAACAGUACAAGCCCGUGGUUUACAGCAAUACAAUACAGUCGUUAGUAGCCAUCAUACGGGCCAUGGGGGCACUACAUAUCCAUUUUGCUGAUUGUGAACGAGAGUCAGACGCAAAAAUCGUCCUGGAUGUUAUAUCUCGAAUGGAGGACACAGAACCCUUCUCGGAGGAACUUCUAGCGGCCAUGAAGAAGCUAUGGACGGACACCGGAGUCCAGGAGUGCUUCGGUCGGUCUAACGAGUACCAACUAAACGAUUCUGCAAAAUAUUUUCUAGAUGACUUAGAUCGCUUAGGAGCCAAGGAUUACAUGCCCACUGAACAAGAUAUACUACGAACCAGAGUAAAGACCACAGGCAUUGUCGAAGUUCAUUUCUCUUUUAAAAAUUUAAAUUUCAAAUUAUUUGACGUGGGAGGACAGAGAUCAGAAAGGAAAAAAUGGAUUCACUGUUUUGAGGAUGUAACCGCCAUUAUAUUUUGUGUAGCUAUGAGUGAAUAUGACCAAGUUCUUCAUGAAGAUGAAACAACCAAUCGAAUGCAAGAGAGUUUGAAAUUAUUUGAUUCUAUCUGUAAUAACAAAUGGUUUACGGAUACAUCAAUCAUCCUUUUUCUCAACAAGAAGGAUCUGUUUGAAGAAAAAAUAAAGAAAUCCCCUCUCACUAUAUGUUUUCCUGAAUAUACCGGAAACCAGACGUACGAGGAAGCAGCUGCCUACAUUCAGGCCCAAUUCGAAGCGAAGAACAAAAGUUCAACGAAGGAAAUCUAUUGUCACCAGACCUGCGCAACAGAUACUAAUAACAUCCAGUUUGUAUUUGAUGCCGUAACUGACGUCAUAAUCGCCAAUAACCUGCGUGGAUGUGGCUUGUACUAGACGGAGUCGAACUUUUUGCGCCUUUCUUGGACGUAAAAACUUUUUGUUCAAGAACAAAAUCAAGACCAUACAAGAGAACAUGGACUGUCAUUAUACGGAAUUGUUGUAUGCCUGAUGAAUCUCACAAAGGCUUGAUUCAUGUGCAAUUAUGUUAGAUGCGAGUGUCAAGGACAAUUUUGUUCACUGCCUGUGGACACUCGGAUCUUUACAUUGGCAGAAUUUCAAAUUUGAACGAUUUUGCUGCUCACAACAUAUGAAUAUGUACAUGCACACAUAUAUUAUUGAAUGCAUAAUGUAAGUGAUAGAAAUCUUCACAAAGUGAUAGGUUAGGUUUAUUCAAUUGAGUGAAAGAAAGAGGCAUUUCAUAGCUCGUCAGCUGAGAGGAUGUUUUACCAUAGAGUCAAAGUAGAUUUCCAGUUUGUAACCAUGGUAAAUGUAUAGUACUAUGCUCUUGGCCUUUUGAUUGCAUACCUUAGUUAGUAUGUCAAUAACAGAUGACAGAGGUCAGAAUAUCAUUAAUCCAUGGCUAAUAUACAUCCAACUUGGUGUAAUUCGUAUCAAAGGCUUUGUGAUUAUAAUUAUUUGUAUAUGUCUAUUUAAAAACAGAAUGUCCAUUCUUCGCUGAGUUUUUCUCAGUUUAAAUGAAAAUUUAUUAAGUUUUCUUUUUACUAGAAAAGCAAGGCAGAGCUUAUUAAGAAUAUCUUUCAAACAGCCUUUUUCUGAAAAGUGAACACUUGGAAGUGUUUGCUUAGAAUUCUUUGUAUUGUCGUUGUGUAGGUCAAUUCACGUUUGAACGAAUGUGUCUCCUCUGCUUGCUGUUUAGCCAUCUAGUGAAUGUCUGUGUUAUUUAUAAGCAAAGGGGAGAAAAACAAUUUCCCCGUGAAAGCCCGUUCAAUUUUCCUCGUAUGUGUGGUAUGAAAUAAGCGUACUUUGUCAUGAAUUUAAUUAGUAAUUAGGAUAUGCUUUUUUCCAGACAUUUCCGGUCUUUGCAUGGUAACAUGCACUCUGUUGCUUUUUUGCAUAUUGGGACCAUGUAACUAUAGCAACAGGGUCAUGUUUUGAAUUUACUCGUAACCCUUUGAAAGUGAUAUUUGAUCACUGACGAACUGGUUAGAGUUUAUGUUUGCUAUUUCACAAAAUACUAAAGUUGUGGAUUCUUUUUGUAUUUAUAAAUGUAAAGAUUCCAGAAUACUUUCCUUGUGGAAUGGCAAACCAACAUUCUCUUUGCCAAAUGAAUUGAAUAUAUCGUGUUAUGUGUUUAUAUAAGUGCUGUGUUAAAAAAAGGCAAUGGAGUAAUCUUCCAUUUGCUAUUUUUGAUUGCCCAUCACAGGAAUAUUUGUGACUAUUUUACGUGUACUGUGUGUUUAAAAAACGCAUAAAUUGAUCCUAACAUACCUUUUUAUUUUUCAAUCAAUAUUGUUAUUGAAAUAGGCCACAGCAUAAUAAGUAUAGAGAAAUCUUAAUUCACAUGUGGGGGAUUCCAUAUUAUUUUGUCAGGGAUUACAGACUUAUUUUUUCUCAAACAUAGCAAACAGCGGGGUUAAUUUAAAUCAUUUGAAUCUUUUAUAAAGUGUGAUUUAUCCUAGUCAGUUUUUGAAUACUUGUAGUCAAUUUAACACACAGUUCACAGAUCAAUUUGAACAUGAAUUAAGCUGAUAUUUAUAUUGGUGUUGUUUGUCAUAAAAAUGAGCGUGUCGAAAACGGUUUCGUUUCCUUUUAUCUAAGCAAAUGAGCCGUAUUCGGUAGAUUUUUAACGUUCUUUGUCGCAUUGAAAUGGUUUCAAUCUCUAGCUUGGGAAAAACUGAUUGAAAUUUGGCUUCAUAUUGAUAUCAUUUCAAUCCAUGUUUUAUUGCUAUGUGUUGACAUGUAAAUCAGGGUUGAUGCUUUAUCAACUUUUUGGGUCAUGUGAUUUUUUCCUUGGUCAUGUGGUCAAAUUGAAUUUUAGCUUGAUAUUCUACGUAUGUCACGUGAUUUUGUGACAGCUACUUGAUCAUUAAGUGUUAAAUUGUCAAUGGUAUAUAUACAUAUAUAUAUUAAUAUAUAUAAUUGUGAACUUUUCAUUAGAAUAAACAAGACAAGUGUAGAUCUGUUCCUUUAAUAAACCGUACCCUGUAUUGGGCCCCAUUACACUCAAAAUGAGGCUUCUUCGAAUCAUUCAACCGUGUAUCAAAUUACUAUAAAUAGAAAUGUCUCUGUGUAAAACUCCAUUUAUCAAAAUAAAGUCCUAGUAUUUAUCACGAA
This is a messenger RNA of Saccostrea cuccullata (small rock oyster), 3840 nucleotides long. RefSeq names its product guanine nucleotide-binding protein G(o) subunit alpha. Gene Ontology annotation, cellular component: heterotrimeric G-protein complex. Bases 535 to 1599 code for a protein of 354 amino acids. Gene Ontology annotation, molecular function: G-protein beta/gamma-subunit complex binding; G protein-coupled receptor binding; GTP binding. Gene Ontology annotation, biological process: adenylate cyclase-modulating G protein-coupled receptor signaling pathway. The transcript is spliced from 8 exons. The record is from RefSeq and is a predicted model, not a curated record. NCBI's taxonomy places the organism in Eukaryota, Metazoa, Mollusca, Bivalvia, Ostreida, Ostreidae.